Pleurotus ostreatus (oyster mushroom) is the source of this 1602-nucleotide messenger RNA. RefSeq lists its product as uncharacterized. Bases 1 to 1602 code for a protein of 533 amino acids. Gene Ontology annotation, cellular component: nucleus. The record is from RefSeq and is a predicted model, not a curated record. NCBI's taxonomy places the organism in Eukaryota, Fungi, Basidiomycota, Agaricomycetes, Agaricales, Pleurotaceae. Gene Ontology annotation, molecular function: DNA-directed DNA polymerase activity; DNA binding. Gene Ontology annotation, biological process: double-strand break repair via nonhomologous end joining. The transcript has 11 exons.
AUGUCCACACGUUCGUCCUUCAAGCGGCUCAAACAUUUCGAAUCCGACGAAGAGUCAGAUGACAGUGGAUUCCCAAUCAAAGUUUUCGUCGUGCAAGCCAAGCUGUCACCUGAAGAAAUCUCGGGACUAAUAAGUAUGGUCGAGCAGCAGAGCAUGCGCAUGUUGGAGUUGUGUUCGAUCCCGGCGGAAGCAGAUGUAAUCGUAACGGGGAUUCAGAUGAAGAAACGCCUGGAACGACAUAUCUCCUGGCAACUGGCUAAGCGGAGAGCGAUUGUCAGUCCGCAAUGGAUCAAAGAUUCCGUGGCGAAGGAGCAACUUAUGCCAUGCGGAGAUUACGCUGCGAUCCAAGAGCUACACGACGAAACAGUGCACAACUGCCCAGAUCCAAAGGGUUGCGAUGAAUGCAGCGGCACUUCGCAACCCGAAGUCGCACCCUCGUCAUUAUCAUACAAAGCCCGCUACGCAUGCCAACGUGCUUCUCCGCUUGUGUGCGCCAACCAGUCUUUGGCCAAGGAAAUCGACAUCCUCAAGCGUGCAAGGGAACUAGAAGGCGAAGCUAUGAGUGCCCUAGCCUAUGAAAGGGCCGUUGCUACUUACCGCUUAGCUUAUCCCCACGUUAUCAACCCAUCGAAAUUGGAAUUUGAUCUUGCAAAAAUAUCUAGCGUUGGAAAGAAGGUACAAGUCAAGAUUGAAGAGUACCUCACAACGGGACAAAUUUUGGAAGCUCGGGAAAUCCUGGCGUCACAACGCUUCCGAUCCCUAUCUGAGUUCAACACCAUCUACGGAAUAGGCCCCGUAACAGCCAGACAGCUAUACGACAAAGGAAUGUCGACCUUGGAACACCUAGAAUCAUACUACGACAUUCGCGCGCACAAUCCAGUUCUCGAAGAACAGACAAACCCAAAUAUCAUUGAGUCUCAAGUCAAACGACUAUCAACUAAGGGCAUACCGGAGGUCACCGUUCAGGUUGGACUUGCGCUGCGACACGAUCUGAGCCAGAAAAUUCCCCGCGAAGAGGUCCGCGAAAUGCAUGUUCUUGUCAUGAAGGAGUUAGAAACCCUUCAGCAUGGUUGUGUUAGUACGAUUGUUGGAGGGUAUAGAAGAGGGAAAGAAGAAAGCAACGAUGUGGAUAUUGUGAUCAGCCAUAAGGAUUGGCGGGGAGGCGGGGAGAAGAUUAAGGGUUUGUGCACAAGGCUGGUCAAGCAUCUAUACAACAAAGGGCUCGUCACCCAUGUCAUGCAUUUAUCCAGCUUCCGCCCUCACAAUGCACUACGGACAGGACACUGGGACUCUCUCGAGAAGGCCUUAACAAUAUUCCGCCUGCCUCAAUCCGAAGGGACGAGCAGAAUACACCGACGACUGGACCUGAUAUUCGCAUCUCCUGAGGCCUACUGGACGGCAGUGACCGGGUGGACUGGUUCCAAAAUGUUCGAACGGGACCUACGAUUAUGGGCAGAGCAUGAGAAAGGCUACAAGUUUGACAGUACCGGGAUAACACGGAGACAUGAUUCGAAGUUAUUUUAUCCGAAGAGCGAGCAGGAGGUGUUCGAAAUUUUGGGACUCGAGUGGGUCGAUCCUACGCUACGGAAUACCGGAGUCUAG